Messenger RNA from Aspergillus caelatus, 1107 nucleotides. RefSeq lists its product as uncharacterized. Bases 1 to 1107 code for a protein of 368 amino acids. NCBI's taxonomy places the organism in Eukaryota, Fungi, Ascomycota, Eurotiomycetes, Eurotiales, Aspergillaceae. The record is from RefSeq and is a predicted model, not a curated record. The transcript has 3 exons.
AUGGCGACUUUUUACCAGAGACCUCCACCAAAGGUUCCUCCUCAGAAACUUGUAGAGCGAUGGGAGCAGGGUGCUACCGACCCUGCCAGCCUCACCUUCGAUGAGCGUCAACAUCUUUUGAAUCAGCACCCGUACGGGAGAUGUGAUGACUUCUGCAAGGCACAGACUGGAUUGACUAUCGAAGAACUUGUUCAAAAGGCAGCCAGAACAGACGAUUUAAGCUCCCUGAAACGGAUAUCAUUGGAUGUGAUUCGUUGGCCAAUAAACAUACAAGACACAUACACUGCAAUGAAGGAGGCGGUGAUGACCGAUGAUGAGAAGAAGGCCCAGGCAAAUGCAGAUAGAUCCUAUGAUAGGCGUAUGGACUUGGACCGAGUGGCCCGGGACAGAAUCUCCGUGCAUGAUCUCAACAACAUCAAGAUAUCGAACAAGGUUCCCUGGGUGACUUGUGUGUGUAAUCAGAUUCAACAGCACUGGGGCUUUGUUUGUAUCCGAACAUCAUUCCAUGAUGAAUCCGCCUGGCACCGUUUCCAGCAUCAAUUUGAAGAGGCCAUUGACCUAGGCCUCACCUUCGUCCGAAAUCCCAAGGACAAAUUUUGGACUCCAGACAGUUUGAAGCAACGAUGGAAGAUUCAGUGGGUUGAGGAUCCAGUGAAUGAGAACGCGGCGCUUGAGGAUAUCUGCGGCUAUUUCCGGAUCCUUCGUGAUGAAGGUAAGAUAGAACCAGGACUCGGGCAGGAUACCUUUCUCUAUAUUGAUUCCGCUGCUAUCCAAUCCUCUCUCGAUCACUGUCCGCUCCCCGAAAGAGGCUAUGUUCUCGCCGCAGAUGCCUCCCAUGACGCUACAAAACUGCCGACCUACCUGCACGGCUUCAAGGGCUCAGUCCGUGCUGCCCUUACGGGAGCUUUUACUACCUUUUACGCUCGCUUGAUACCAAGAGGUAGUCCGAAGGAUAACCCGGCAGCGGAGCACAAUUUACGCCAGAGUUGGGAGGUCAUUUAUAAACGGGCAAAAUUUGAUGGUUCACAGAAUGCGUACCCUCCUGUAUCAAUCAUGAACCGGGCUUGGUAUGAUCCAAUAUACGAUAGCAUCAUCCAGAAUGAGUAG